CUCUGCUCAGGAGCUGCCUUCAGCGCAGUCACGCCCCUUCCUUCCGAGGAGCUUUCUGGCUGCCUGAACUGGUAGACCCCCUGAAUUACUUCUCCAUCUCCCCUCUUUCGCCUCCUCUUAGUUCUCUUCGCUUCUCCCCCGCUACCACUACCACCUCCAGUCUGUCUCGCCUCUCACCAUCCGCUGCUCCACCCUCCGGCCCGGUAUCCUGCCUGUCCACUGCCACCAAGGAGAGCCCGGACGGAGCAGCGAAGAGGGGAGCAGCCGGGGUUUGGGGUCCUCCCCCUGCCCAUCCCUGGCCUCCGGCCCAGGACCAAAGCCACUAGAACGAGCAGAGAGUCGUCACCUUGUCUUCGUUGCCUUCGGGGAGUGGCUGAGAGGAAAACAGAAGUGAAAGAGCUUUUGACUUCAUAGAAGAAAGACUGAGAAACUAAAGAGAGACCAGUGGUCGAACUCUUGGCGGCGCUUACCCUGAUCCUGAGUGUUAGGGCGGUUUCUGGAGCUGCUCAUAAGAAAGAAUUCCCUCUCCUGAGCAAGGCUUUACGCCUAAAAGAAAGCAGAAAUAGGUCAAGGGCAGCCCAAGUGCCCAAUUUCUCUCUCUCUUCACAAGGCACCACCAGCAAUAGAGAUGAGAAAUUCUGAAGAACAGCCAAGUGGAGGAACUACAGUAUUGCAGCGUCUGUUACAGGAGCAGCUUCGCUAUGGCAAUCCUAGUGAGAAUCGCAAUCUUCUUGCCAUACACCAGCAGGCUACAGGCAAUGGCCCUCCUUUCUCUGGUGCGCCUGGCAACCCAGGCCCUCAGAAUGAUGUGUUGAGUCCCCAAGAGCACCAUCAACAGCUUGUGGCUCACGCUGCUCGACAAGAACCCCAGGGCCAGGAAAUCCAGUCUGAAAACUCCAUCAUGGAGAAACAGCUGUCCCCUCGAAUGCAGAAUAACGAAGAACUCCCAACCUAUGAAGAAGCCAAAGUGCAGUCCCAGUAUUUUCGGGGACAACAGCAUGCCAGUGUUGGAGCUGCCUUCUAUGUCACAGGAGUCAGCAACCAGAAGAUGAGGACAGAGGGACGUCCAUCAGUUCAGCGGCUCACUCCUGGGAAGAUGCACCAGGAUGAAGGACUCAGAGAUCUGAAGCAAGGCCAUGUCCGCUCCUUAAGUGAAAGACUAAUGCAGAUGUCAUUGGCCACCAGUGGAGUUAAGGCCCAUCCACCUGUUACCAGUGCUCCCCUCUCCCCAUCACAGACCAAUGAUCUCUACAAGAAUCCCACAAGUUCCAGUGAAUUCUACAAGGCCCAAGGGCCACCUGUCAACCAACAUAGCCUGAAGGGCAUGGAACACCGAGGCCCCCCACCAGAGUAUCCCUUCAAGGGCAUGCCACCCCAAUCUGUAGUGUGUAAGCCCCAAGAGCCAGGGCACUUCUAUAGUGAGCAUCGCCUGAACCAGCCAGGGAGAACAGAGGGGCAACUGAUGAGAUAUCAGCAUCCCCCUGAGUAUGGAGCAGCCAGGCCGGCACAGGACAUCUCGUUGCCUCUGUCAGCCAGGAACUCUCAGCCUCACAGCCCUACUUCUUCGCUGACGUCCGGCGGUUCCUUGCCUUUGCUGCAGUCUCCGCCAUUGACCAGAUUGUCUCCUGCUCAACUUCCCCUGGUGCCAAGCCAAGGAGAUCACCCAGCUCACCUGCCUCGACCACAGCAGCACUUUCUUCCUAAUCAGGCUCACCAAGGGGAUCACUUUCGUCUUCCCCAGCCUGGCCUGAGUCAGCAACAGCAGCAACAGCAGCAACAGCAGUCGCACCAUCACCACCAUCACCAGCAGCCGCCGCAGCCAGGAGACACCUAUUCAGCCAUGCCUCGAGCUCAGCAGUCUGCUUCCUACCAGCCCAUGCCGGCAGACCCCUUUGCUAUUGUUUCCAGAGCCCAGCAGAUGGUGGAGAUCCUCUCCGAUGAGAAUCGCAACCUGCGGCAGGAGUUGGAAGGGUGUUACGAGAAGGUGGCAAGACUGCAGAAGGUGGAGACUGAAAUCCAGCGUGUCUCGGAGGCCUACGAGAACCUGGUGAAAUCAUCCUCUAAGAGAGAGGCCUUGGAGAAAGCUAUGAGAAACAAGCUGGAAGGCGAGAUUCGAAGGAUGCAUGACUUCAACAGGGAUCUGAGAGAGCGACUGGAGACUGCCAACAAGCAACUUGCAGAGAAGGAGUAUGAGGGGUCAGAGGAUACCAGGAAAACCAUCUCUCAGCUCUUCGCCAAAAAUAAAGAAAGUCAGCGGGAGAAGGAGAAGCUGGAAGCAGAGUUGGCCACUGCCCGUUCUACCAAUGAGGAUCAAAGGCGGCACAUUGAAAUCCGAGACCAGGCCUUGAGCAAUGCCCAGGCCAAGGUUGUGAAGCUGGAAGAAGAGUUGAAAAAGAAGCAGGUGUAUGUAGAUAAGGUGGAGAAGAUGCAGCAAGCCCUCGUACAGCUCCAGGCCGCAUGUGAGAAGCGGGAGCAGCUGGAACACCGCCUGCGGACUCGCCUGGAGAGAGAGCUGGAAUCUCUCAGGCUCCAGCAGCGCCAGGGCAACACACAACCCACCAACGUUUCCGAAUACAGUGCCGCAGCACUGAUGGAGCUCCUUCGAGAGAAGGAAGAGAGGAUUCUGGCCCUGGAAGCUGAUAUGACGAAGUGGGAGCAGAAGUAUUUGGAGGAGAAUGUGAUGAGACAUUUUGCUCUGGACGCUGCUGCCACCGUGGCUGCUCAGAGGGAUGCAUCGGUCAUCAGCCACUCUCCUAAUACCAGCUAUGACACAGCUCUGGAAGCUCGCAUCCAGAAGGAAGAAGAAGAAAUUCUGAUGGCCAACAAGCGUUGCUUGGACAUGGAGGGCAGGAUUAAGACUCUCCAUGCCCAGAUUAUUGAGAAAGAUGCCAUGAUCAAAGUACUCCAGCAACGUUCCCGGAAGGAGUCAAGUAAGACCGAGCAGCUGUCAUCCAUGCGACCAGCCAAGUCUCUGAUGUCCAUUUCCAAUGCUGGUUCGGGCUUACUCUCUCACUCCUCCACCUUGACUGGUGCCCCCAUCAUGGAAGAAAAACGGGAGGACAAGAGCUGGAAGGGGAGCCUAGGCAUUCUCCUGGGUGGAGACUAUCGUGUUGAGUCUGUCCCUUCCACACCCUCACCAGUGCCGCCCUCCACGCCACUGCUCUCGGCUCACUCCAAGACAGGCAGCCGAGACUGCAGCACUCAAACCGAACGUGGACCGGAACCCAACAAGCCUGCAGCUGCUCCUCCCAUCUCUGUUCCUGCUCCAGUUGCUGCUGCCGCCAGUGCUGCCGCCAUCACUGCCAACACCGCUACUGCUGCCACCAACACCACCACCAUGGUAGCUGCUGCUCCAGGCGCCACGGCUGCUGCUGUUCUUUCAGCUACGCCUGCUGUUGCUACUGCCGCUGCCGCCCCAGCUCCAGCAGCUGCUCCGGCUCUAGCUGCUGGUGUUCCUGCAGCCACUGCUGCUGCUCAGAUGCCAGCUGCCGCCUCCACCACUGCCACGGCUGCCGCUGCAGCUGCUCUCGCUCCUGCUGCUGCUGUUGCUGCUGUUGCUGUUCAGGCUACUCCAGCUGUUGCGGCUCCGGUUCCAGCUCUGGUUCCAGUCCCGACUCCGACCCCAGCAGUGGCUCAGGCUGCUGUUCCGGCUCAGACUCAGGCACCAACUCCUGCUCCGGCUGUGGCUCCUCCUUCAGCUCCAGCUCCAGCUCCAACUCUGGCUCAGGCUGAGGCUCCUGCAAGUCCAGCCACUGGUUCUGGAUCACGUCGUCUGUCUACACCAAAUGUGACCUGCAAUUCAGAGAAGACAGAUGGUCCUGCUUUCCACUCCAGUACUCUGGAAAGAAAAGCGCCCCUUCAGAUGCUGGGACAAGAGCCUGAAGCAGAGAUGGUGGAAUAUCUCAUCUGAAUGAUACAAUCAAGAGCUGAAGUUUAUCAGCAAGAAUGCUUUUAAUCAUUUUUUUUCUUUUUGUUUGUUCUUCUUAGCGUGAGGACAAGGGUUGGGGGGUGGUGGGAUGUUUUCUAAAGGGACUUUUUAUUGGAACAAUAUAGUACUUAAGUAAUACCAUAUGGACUCCAGUCUAUUCUGGUAUACUUAGAAAGUACCUCUAAAGACAGAUUCAUCAGAAUAUGCUCCAAAGCCUGUUUGCAUUAAUACAAAUACUGGGCCAGUUAGCAGGUGGAUAUACAGUGAUGUUUUCAGUGUGCUUCAAUUUGUUUAAAAUUUCCCUAUUCCAGAUCAUUUUCUAUUGAAGAGCACAGCAUGUGUGAAAGACAGUAUGUAACAUGUAGUUUGGAUGUUGCAAGCCCAAGAGAGUUCAUGAAUGUGCUGUUUUGUACAGUUACUAAGUUGGAAAACAGCCAGCUCUCACCUCAGGCUCCUGAAAGGGAAUCCUUUUAUAGGAUCUUGUGUAAGCUGAAGAAGGGGUGGGGAGUCCUGGGAUACAGAAGGGCGCUGGAGCUCACUUUGCUCCCAGCUCUCCAGCUGUUCUGCCCCAAGGGACUGUGUUGAUCUUCAUUUCAGUGGUGCUUUGGAAGUGGGUUCUUUUGUUUCCCUCCUGGAGGUUCCUACAUUCAUAUAUAUGCUGUGGAGGAAUUUAUGCAUUGGGAUAAUUCAUUGAUUGCUUUCUAACUGAAUGAUAUGCAACUUCCUCUUUUGGUGGGGGUGGGGGUGCAGUUAGACACCUGAGGCCUCCCGGGAGAGUUGCAUGAGGUGCUGUGUGUGGACUUCUGUGGUCUGUGUGUGUAGCCAUGAACACAGCUCGCCUGCCUUUGAGACCAAUCAGCGUCGUGUUUAUUUCUUCUGCAGCAUAGAUUCACUAGCUGGAUCACCAGUCCUAAAUUGCCAGUAAUUUGCAAAAUGAGGGAGCAUUUUUGUUGAUAAUCUGAAUGCUUUGAAUUUCUGGUGACUACUUGGAAAAGAAUUCAUUCUGUUUUUCCAGAGUCUUGGUCUCAUGUCUUAAGGCAUAUUUGACUCUCAAGGAAAUGGCACCAGAAAUCCAAAGUACUAUGACUUAGAGGAGAGGUGGAUUAUGGAGUCUUCUCAGUUACCUCUUCUCAUUGCCAGGGAUGCUUUGGAAUAUCUUUGGAAAGCCACGGGGAAUGUGCAUGUGGGCGGGGACCAAAGGAGGCAGUGGCUGCAAGCCUAGCCAUGCUGUCUCCACCAACACAGAGGGUGCUACUUGCCACAAGCCCCUGGCCUGUGUUACCUCUCUGCCCUUCGCUAAGAUAACAAUUAUGCAGACGAUGUCAUUAAGUUCAAUUGUGCAGGGGUACGGAAGGGUGAGGGGGCAUUGUUAUGGGUGAGGGUUGGGGAUAGAAGCUUGGGGAUGUAUUAGCUAGCAACCAAAUUUAGUAGAAGAAUAGGCCUGAUAUAUCCAUGAGCCAUAGUGCUGAGAAGGAACUUUAGCAGUCCUGCCCUCUAAUGUUAGUGAUGAGGAAUCUGAGAUUCGGAGAGAUUCAGUGACUUUGUCAAGAACACUAUUCACAUUGCCAGUUACCACGCUGCUCAUGAGAAACAAACGCACAAAAAAAAAGGAGUCCAUUUGAAAAAAAGGCAUGUUCGUGCUCCAUGGUAUCUAUGUUUUACAGAAUGUCCCUGGCUUGAGCAGUUUGUUCAGGGGUCUGGCGAUUCUUGUCUUGCCUCUCCUACAGUGCCUUGUGCAAGGUUCAUCUCUAUCACGUUAUCUCAGAUCAUCUCAUAGGAUUCUGUGAGUAAAGGAAUGUAAAAGUACCGUGUGUGUGUGUGUGUGUGUGUGUGUGUGUGUGUGUGUGUGUGUUUGGAGUGGGGAGAUGAGGAAGGAUAAUGCGAUUUUCAACCAGUUCUCCUAUUCUCUUUAAUGGAGUGAACAUUGAACACCUCAGUCCUCCAGUAAAGCUAGAAUUAUUACUUCUUCAUACUAGCAUUUUAAUAAACCGUAAUAAAACUGUAAUGGUAGCAGCAGAAGGUAGCAAACUUCAGCGGAGCUACUUUCUAUCCAAAUAAAGAAAGGUACAUAUAGAUUUUUUUUUUACUUAAUUCUUUCCUGGUCAGAACACAUUACUAGAAAUUGUGCUCACUCUGGGGACCGUGAGUGUAAUCGCAUUCUGGCAGGUGACACAUGUCACACAUUCCACACAGUGUGGAAACCAUCUCUUCAGACUCAGGUGUUUUGGAGAAAGAAGGAAGUUCUUGGCUAAGUUCUGUUUUGGACUUUUCAAAAAAAAUCUCUGCUCUCUCACAUCAGAGGCAGUCCCCUGUCUACUCAAUUUCCAGUCCCAGGUUUAUUCUCAAAAAUAAUAUUGUAUGGAAGAAGACCAUGCCAGUGCAUUAUGGUUACAGAGAAGAUCAAUCCUGCCUUUUCAAAACAUCUUUGCAAGAUGUCAUUUAAAAAAAUGAGGUUUCUGGGAGAACUCUUAAAGUAGCCACUUUUUCACAAUUGUGUGGCUGUGAGUUUGGGCUAUCUUUCUGGACUCCCACUUACUUACAUACAUUUUGCUGUCACCUCAGGACAGGAUGCUGACCUGUUGCCUUAAUUUGCACUGCCUGGUGUUCUCUGGGGACCUUACAAUCAGUUGUACCCCAAUGUCCCAUGUAUAGAACAACUUCCAAAAAACAACCUUUUACUUGAUAUAAAAUUCCUAGUAAUGAUUUCUUUGAAAUGCAAGUAUCUUGAGCUUUCUUUUGAAAAUCAUAUACCUUGAUUAUUGUCUUAAUGAAGGAUUUCUUCUCAGUGCUGCUUCUGAGCUUCAGGGUGACAGAGUAGCAGGAACCAGAAAUGUCUGCCAUCAUCUGCCAUGAGAAAUGUACCAAGAGACCUGUCACAUGCUGUUGUUGUUGUACUGUUGGGUGGGCAUAACCGUUGGAACAUGAACAAACUGUGUAAAAAACUUUGCACCAAGAGCCUAAAUACUCAUAAUGCCACAGCUUGAAGUUAGUAUGUAUACACUAACCUUCAUAAAUUAUAUUCUUAUGUCUGUUAGUGUAUACUCUCCUGUUAACAAAAUUGCUCAUUCACAUAUGGAAGAUGUUACAUUUAAUGUGCAUUUUUGCAAACAAAUGUUUUCAAAGGAAGGCAUGCACUGAGGGCUCAUUGCCACCAAUCUCAGUCUGCCGCCAUUCUCGGGAAUGUAUCUUGCAAGUGCCAUCCAUCAUUAGUAGGACAGGUGUCAGGAGUUUAUUUUUUUCUGGUAGCAAUGGUAGGUUCCAUGGAGCCAUCAGACCUCUUUCUGGCUUCCUUGUGAUUAACAGCAUGUGAUUGUACAGCAGAGAACAGGGGUUGCGAGAUGGACUAGAGAAGAAUUGCCUUUGCUUGAAAAUGUAUUUUGUCCCAUGAUGAUUGUGAUCUUAUUCUGUAAUCAACUGAGCUAGUUCCAAUAAAGUGAAGCAGGUUUCAAUCCACUUUGUGCCUAUCUUUUCACUGACAAUAAAGUAUUUUAAAAUGCA
Ochotona curzoniae (black-lipped pika) is the source of this 7426-nucleotide messenger RNA. It is a transcript of the gene AMOT, whose product is annotated as angiomotin. Gene Ontology annotation, biological process: actin cytoskeleton organization; angiogenesis; establishment of cell polarity involved in ameboidal cell migration. Gene Ontology annotation, cellular component: bicellular tight junction; cytoplasmic vesicle; lamellipodium. NCBI's taxonomy places the organism in Eukaryota, Metazoa, Chordata, Mammalia, Lagomorpha, Ochotonidae. The transcript has 14 exons. The coding region runs from base 629 to 3910 and encodes 1093 amino acids. The record is from RefSeq and is a predicted model, not a curated record. Gene Ontology annotation, molecular function: signaling receptor activity.